AGCAACAGCAAUCGCAGAGAGGCUUCGGGUGGACUUUGCUCUUAUUCAUAAAGAGCGCCGAUCUCAAAAUAAGCCUCAUAAGACUGAUAUGAUGCUUGUUGGUGAUGUUAAUGGUAAGGUCUGCAUUCUUAUAGAUGAUAUUGCAGAUACUUCUUAUACAAUUACCAAGGCAGCCAAUAUUCUUUAUGAAAAUGGUGCUCAAAAGAUUUAUGCUAUUAUUACACAUGCAAUCAUGAGCGGCGAUGCCAUUCAACGAAUUCAAGAAAGCAAUAUCGAUCAAAUUUUCGUGAGUGACAGUGUUCCACAAGAUGAGCAUUUGGCACAAUGCCCUAAAAUGAAUGUGUUCAAUGUCGCCCCUAUGUUCGCUGAAGCUAUUAGGAGAACACAUAAUGGUGAAAGUGUUAGCGCGUUGUUUGAGAUUAUGAAUUGA
Racocetra persica is the source of this 430-nucleotide messenger RNA. Lineage: Eukaryota; Fungi; Glomeromycota; Glomeromycetes; Diversisporales; Gigasporaceae. The record is from the annotation of a GenBank genome assembly.